Rubroshorea leprosula is the source of this 2714-nucleotide messenger RNA. NCBI's taxonomy places the organism in Eukaryota, Viridiplantae, Streptophyta, Magnoliopsida, Malvales, Dipterocarpaceae. The record is from the annotation of a GenBank genome assembly.
AAAACAGCAACCCACUUCUUUCAACUUCCAGAUCAACUGCCGGCUGCACUCUCUUCUUUUGCUUGUUUGUCCAGAUCUGCUAGGUGGUCCCCCCGGAGACUCUUCUUGCUUCACAGGUCUGUCCGGCUUGUGUCCGGUUUGUGUCCCACUACCGAACAGCCUUCCCUUGCCAAAAUCAUCUCCAUGGCUCAUGACCGAGAAGGGCAAUCCAUGCCCACCGGAUCUGCUUCCAUGGCCGGUCCAAAGGCCAUUCAUUGCUUGAUAUCACCUCCACCAAAUUUGGUUAAACUCUUCCGAGACCAAAAUCUUCAAGAUGAUAUGAACAGGAUACUCCAAAAACAGAAGCCAUGCCAUUCAAACCAAACUUUUGUUCCUCACAAAAAAUCUCAGAUUUUGGGUCCUUCUUUUGUGUCUCAUCCACCGGCCUCUCUUGCCUCCAUUUACCCACAGCCCAAAGGACAUCUACUCCCCUUCCAGACUGGAAUAAAUGGAUUGGCUCUUUUGAUUCACCAUGGACAAGCCAGUUUUAGCUCGUUAACCGGAUUGCCCUGUACUGGAGAAGAAAUUUCAGCAUCUAAGCCUGUCAGUGCUGAUGAACAUAUUUCAUUUCUGCUUACUUUGAUUUGCAAAUAUAUAGUCUGCUCUGCUGGUAAAGGUCCCACUAAAGAGUUUAUUCCUUUAGCUGCUGCUUUAGCGUAUGGUAGACAAAUGGCUUUGGGUCCUUUUUUGCUUGCUCAUUUGUACAGGAGUUGCCAAGAUAUCGCGGCUCACCCCUUAGUCAUUAGUGGUGGGCCGCUUUGGGUUUUGCAGUUGUGGUUGUAUUCAUAUUUUCCAGCCCUAGCUUCUGUCUCAUCCGCUGUUCCAGCCCGGGAUCUACUCACCUACGGCUUCAUGUUCAAGAAUGCCGUGGAAAACAAGAAAAGCUUUGAGGAGUGCUUCCAGUUUUUUGCUUCUCUUUUUGUUGACCAACCCGAUGCAGACUUUGCUGUGUUUCUUGGCAGAUCUCACAGUCCCUCAUGGUACAGGGCCGAUAUCCGAUCCCCAGAUUUCAGAGCAUUUUGGUCUGUUUGUGUGACCUCUCGAGAUUUGCCUGUUGGCUGUAGUUUGAACACUCUCAACUCUAGAUGCGGCAUGGAACUCUAUGCACUGAACCAAUUCUGUCGGCAGCUAGGAUACUGCCAAGACAUACCAUUCCCGCCACUAUUUUCCUUCAACUACAGCUAUCCUCUUCGGUUUAUAAUUGGGGAUUCAAAGAUUUUGGUUACCAAACUUGUUGACAUCUCCAAAACUCUGCAAACAUUGAUCCUACCAAACCCUCCAUUCAGACCAAGCUGCACUUCUUCUUACAAAAGUUGGUGGCGAGACUACUUCCAUCCUCGGUUCCUUGAUGUUAUGGCGAAUAUCUCUGCUCUGACUCCUCCUCAACUCACCAAAAAAUCUGAAGAGAAGAAAGUUGUAAAAGAGAAUGAGGACCUGGAAUCUGCCAUGGCCGCCCAGAUCAGCCAGCCAAAUCUGCCAAGGAGAGCUCCCAAACUUCAAAUUCCUCCUAACAAAAUAGAAGAUGUUUCUCCCAAGCUAGACCAAGUUGAAGAAAACAUUGCUGCAAGUGAUGAAGGUGAUUCUGCCACCAUCCCUACGAAAUCCCUACGAAAUCUGGCAACGGUUCUUCUCCAGCCACAAAGACCGAAUGAACUCAUCGAUCUAAGCCCAGACAAAGAGAAUACCCCUACACCCGUAGUUUCUCCUGAUAGGCAUGUUCAUGUUGAUGACAUUGAGAGUGUCGCUGCUGAUGUGCCCAUGGUUGAUGAUGAUUUGGAGAAUGAACUCCUUGCCCAGCUGGACAUGUUGAUGAAUACUCCGGCUAAAUCUAGAUCUGCCACAGAUAGUAAAGGGAAGGCAAUUGCUGAAGAAGUGGAUUUUGAUAUCAACCUCCCUACCCAGGAGCAGAUUAGCUUUGCGAUUAUGACCAUGCAAGAGCUCCUUCAUGGUGAUCCUUCUCAUUUUUGCAAAGUACCGGACCAGCCAGCCGCCUUUGAAGCGGCUCAAAUCCUUAGUCGAGCUCCACAGUUAUCAUCUACUCAGCAAAAGUUCUGGGCAGACUUCACCACCAUCUAUACCCAUUUCAGCAGGAAACUCCGGGUGCUUGAAAGCAAAGUAGCGGCUGCAAAAUCCGUGAAAAAAUCUAUAGCGAAUAGUACUGCUACUGUUUUCAAGAAGAAGGAAAAAUUCAUGGCAGCAAAGGAGGCUCAUAUUACACAAGUCAAACAUGUCCAAGGGCUUAAAGAAGACAUCUCUAACCUUGAGGCCAAGCUUUUAGAGUUAAAAAACCAAGUUCCUCUUGCAGAGCAAAGUGAGAAGAAUUUGGCAGAACAAAGAAACAAGCUCUGCAUGGACAUGGAAGCUGGUUUGAAAUCUACUGCCAAGAUCAAGGAGCAGCUACCUUCUUUCACAGCCUCUGCAGAUGAAGCCGUUGAAGAAAUCAAGAACAUGAGAGAAGAAUGGAGUUCAUGGCAAAACAACCUUUGUUGAUUUUUCUCUUAUCUCCUUGUCUCUUUGUCUGGUUGAAAUUGCACAUUGUCAUGUUUGAACUUAUUGUUUGCGGCCUAUUGGCCAUGCAAACUUCUUUUUCAAUGUUGAUCUCUUUCUUGGCUUAUAUUCUGGAAAUCUGCUUGCUAUACUUUCUGUUCAUACUCUGGUACAGGUUGAAAUCUGUU